CACCAAUUUUUCCCCCCUUUUACUAGAUUGGUGAUAAUAAAGCAGUAUUAUUUUUCCACACAUAAAAGUACUGUUUGUAAUUAAUCAAAAUGAUCAAUCUGCGUUAAUAAUCAUUUUAUUAAUAAAUAAAAUAUCGUUGUGCUUGUUGUGUGUAACAAAUGAUUUACGGGUAUAUGAAAUAUUAAAUUAAUAUAAUAGCAAUAUCAAAUAUAUCGUUCGGCCUCUUUACUUGGCUAGAUUAUUCCAUUGUAAUUAUAUUGUCCUUUGAAUCAUUCGAAUAGCGUACGACAGCCAUUUAGAUUUCGAUUAAGAGAGACUAUUGUUGAUCGUGCUUAGUUGACAAUAUGCUAAUGCGAUUUGAAAUCAACAUCGUAUAACCUCUUCAAUACUGUAAACGUUUUCGUAUAACAUAUCACUUAUUAUUUUCUAUUACUUUUAUUUCUGAUUAUGGAAGGUCGUUAUGAUAAAUUAACUUGGUUGGAGGUUAGAGAUUUGUUUAGAACAUGGAGAGAGAACUCAGAACGACAAAGUAGAGAUGUAGUCAAUUUAUGGGAAAACGUUUUGGCAGGAAAGGUCAAUCAACUUGGUAACGAAAAAUAUUUAGUAUUGGAACAAGUUUGCGUGGCUGCCUUAGACUGCUAUCGUUUAUCAUUAGCAGAUUACUGUAUUAAAAUAUUAAUGAUAGAAUUUCCUGGUAGUUUACGAGUUCAUAAAUAUCAUGCUAUGCACUUGGAAGCAUUGGAAAUGUAUGACGAGGCAAUAGAAGUAUUAGAUUCUAUUAUAAAAAAGGAUGAAACUAAUGCUGCACCAAGAAAACGUCGUGUAGCUUUAUUGAAAGCUAAAGGAAAAAUAUCAGAAGCAAUCAAAGAACUUACGGAAUAUUUAAAAAAAUUCAUGAGCGAUCAAGAAGCAUGGCAUGAACUAUGUGAUUUGUAUUUACAAGAACAUGAAUAUUCUAAAGCAGCUUUUUGCAUGGAAGAAUUAAUAUUACAUAAUCCGCACAGCCAUUUAAUUUAUCAAAGAUAUGCAGAAAUAAAAUAUUCUCAGGGAGGUUUUGAUAAUAUGGAAUUGGCGAAAGCUUAUUUCUGUCAAGCAGCCAAAUUAAAUCCAAAUAAUAUUAGAGCACUUUAUGGCCUAUUAUUAGCAACAAACAGUAUUGCAACAUCAUCCAAAUGUCCAGCAUCUAAGAAAAAAGAUGCAAUAAAAUUAAGUGAAUGGGCUGCCAAUCAAAUUGAAAAACAAUAUUCAAGUAAAGUCUCUGAAGAAGAAGUUAAAAAUAUAGAAGGAUUACUAGGACAAUUGCAAGUUGAAGCUUAGAUAUUGAAAUGCAUUUAGUCAAUGUUCAUAUUCAAAUCAAGUUAGGAUUUUGUAAAUUUGUUUGAAUGUUGUAAUAUAUGUAAAUGCAUCAUCUAUAAGAAUACUGUUUUCAGAGACAGUCAGAAUUAUAACGAAUAACUGUGCACAUGAACAUUCACAAAACAUUUUUGAUCAUAUCUUAUAACGUUCACUAAUUUUAUAUAUAUAUAUAUAUAUAUAAUUCACAUAUAUAUAUGUAUAUAUAAAGUAUCAUAGUUUUAAAUAAUUUAUACUUUUACAGGAUUCACAUUAAUAUAUGAUUCAUAUUAUUGUACUUUGAUAAGUAUAUCUGAAAAAUCAAAUUCAAAUCUAAAAUUAUAGAUACUGAAAGAAAGUAAGCAUUUCAUAUAGCAUUUUGUCUUGCACUAAACAUAAUUAUUGUCUUAUAUUAUAUUAUAAUUUAAAAAAAAAAAAUAUAUAUAUAUAUAUACAUUUAAUUUCCAUUAAAGUGCACAGAAGUGAUUCACUUCUAGUAUUCUUUAACGUAGUCAUCAAUCUCUAUUUAUUUCGCGAGAACGUUAAUAAAAAAAGAAAGAAAAAAAAAAAUUGUGAAAUAUAAUAUAAUGUUGAAAGAGAAUAGCUUAAAAAUGCGUAAUUGAUAUGUUGAUAGGCAAAGAAAAUCUGUUGGAUUUAAUGUUGUCAUCCACGUUGCUAUAAGAAUAUUAAUGAUUGAUAAACUAUCAUCUAUCUAUUCAUAAGAUUGUUCAUUAAUAUUCUUGAAAAAUAAUUUGUGCAACAAGAGUGUAGUUGUAUGGUUGUGGAGAUUUUAAAUAAAUAUAUACUUUAAUACGAGUAAAAAGAAAAAAAAUAAAAAAACAAUACAUUAACAA
Messenger RNA from Vespa crabro (European hornet), 2186 nucleotides. RefSeq names its product ER membrane protein complex subunit 2-like. Gene Ontology annotation, molecular function: protein binding. The coding region runs from base 448 to 1317 and encodes 289 amino acids. NCBI's taxonomy places the organism in Eukaryota, Metazoa, Arthropoda, Insecta, Hymenoptera, Vespidae. Gene Ontology annotation, cellular component: EMC complex. The record is from RefSeq and is a predicted model, not a curated record. Gene Ontology annotation, biological process: protein folding in endoplasmic reticulum. The transcript has 7 exons.